AUGCAGAUCUUCGUCAAGACGCCGGCGGGGAAGACCACCACCCUGGAGGUCGAGAGCAGCCACACCGUCGAUGAUGUCAAGUCCAAGGUCCAGGACAAGGAAGGAAUCUCGCCGGACCAGCAGCGUCUCGUCUACGCCGGGAAGCAGCUGCCGGACGGCCGCACCCUGGCCGACUACGGUGUACACAAGGAGUCAACAAUCCACCUCGUGCUACGCCUCGGCGGAGGCUGGUGCUUCUACAAAUACGGCCCCGACCUGCGAGCCCUCGCGGAAAAGUACAACGCCAACAAGAUGAUCUGCUGCAAGUGCUAUGCUCGGCUGCUUCUUAGAGCUACAAACUGCCGCAAGAAGAAGUGUGGCCACAGCAACCAGUUGAGGCCAAAGAAGAACAAGUACAGGAGGUACUGA
This is a messenger RNA of Triticum turgidum subsp. durum (durum wheat), 408 nucleotides long. NCBI's taxonomy places the organism in Eukaryota, Viridiplantae, Streptophyta, Magnoliopsida, Poales, Poaceae. The record is from the annotation of a GenBank genome assembly.